This is a messenger RNA of Habropoda laboriosa, 1206 nucleotides long. RefSeq lists its product as uncharacterized. The transcript has 3 exons. Lineage: Eukaryota; Metazoa; Arthropoda; Insecta; Hymenoptera; Apidae. Gene Ontology annotation, molecular function: DNA-binding transcription factor activity, RNA polymerase II-specific; protein dimerization activity; RNA polymerase II cis-regulatory region sequence-specific DNA binding. The record is from RefSeq and is a predicted model, not a curated record. Gene Ontology annotation, biological process: regulation of transcription by RNA polymerase II. The coding region runs from base 1 to 1206 and encodes 401 amino acids.
AUGAUCCGAGUGAAGUCGCGACGACUAAUUAAUAAAUUGCAGUCGAUGCUGACGUACAAUGGCUGUGCCGGAGGAACGGUAGACACUGAGAACGGUUCUCCAGCGGAGUCGCUUUUGUCCGGCGAAGGAGAACUCGGCGAGGAAGUCGGUGAUUCCCCAGGUACACCGAGGGACACGGAGGAGGAGGCGACGCUCUCGGAUGAAUUUUAUUCCCACGACACGGACGACGAGGAGGACCAAGGAAAGAAACGGAGGGAUCGCACCAAUUCCCUAGACGGUAUUUCGUCUUCCGGCGGUGGCCACCUUGGCUCGCCAACACCUCGAGUAGGAAACCUGGGAGUUCGAAAGUUGUUCACGAACAGCCGAGAACGCUGGAGGCAGCAGAAUGUCAGCGGUGCCUUUGCUGAGCUUCGAAAGUUGGUACCUACCCAUCCACCGGACAAGAAAUUAUCCAAGAACGAGAUCUUGCGCAUGGCGAUUCGGUAUAUAAGACUGUUAAGUAACGUCUUAGAAUGGCAAAAAGCUCAAGAUCGCAACGACACGACGCAACACGAGGUCCGGAUCAAAUGCGAGCCUAACUUCACUAUCCAAACUUCCACAGCCUAUCACACCAAGUCCACCGUGACGUAUCUUAAGCAAGAGAAGCAGAUAAACGAGAAUCAGUCGUACAGAACGAGCUUUCCAGGACAGAAACAGCUUCAGCAUCCAAUCUCUCACGUGGUGUACGACAAGAAUGGAAACAAUUUACUGAUGAUCGCGCCUAACGGUCACAGUAUACAGAAUUCCGUGAGCAAGAGAAGCGUGACACCGUCGACAGUGGCUGCUCAAAAUCCCCUACCAUCGAACACGCUGAGCAACGGAAGUCUGACGCGUUCUCCAGCUGCUCCGCGAGCCUCGAACUUUCCAAAAUCACCUCAGAUCAACGUGCAGGUAGUAACUAGCUCGAGUAUAUUAACAAAUUGCUCGUCGAGUGCGUCUGUGACGAGCAACGCGUCCGCCAUUAGCGGAAGUGCGGGCAAUUGUAACCAGAAGAGGCUGAAGAUCGAGAAAGAAGAGGAGGAACAGUCGUCCGCGCAGAGCAGAGAUUGCAAAACAUUGCCGUCGCCUGUGCAUGGCGUACCCACGAGGAAAAGGGUGAAGGUGACGUUCGUCAAAGACUCGAAUUCGGGGUUUCGUAACGAUUUUCGGAGCAUCGAUCGCAAGUAA